Vitrella brassicaformis is the source of this 2666-nucleotide messenger RNA. The record is from the annotation of a GenBank genome assembly. Lineage: Eukaryota; Vitrellaceae.
GCCUUUGGCCAAUCCAAUCCACACACUUACACUUGCACACAGAUGCACUCACACACCUAUACCUCAUGUAGUGCAGUUGACCCUUCAACACACCCUCCCGCCCUUCAUUCACUUGAGCAAAGACAGCCACCCGGCCCCUACAAGUGCAUUCAUGUCCCAGUCCCAGCCAGCCCAGCCGACACCCACCCGAAUUAUGCGUUUGCCGCCUCUUCGGUCGAUGUGGCAAUGUCCUCCAGAAACACCAGCAGCUGCACGGUCACAUGCCAUGACACACCCACAUACACUCACACCCAUAAACACCCACACGACAUGCUUGCCUGGAAAAGUUCGAGCAGCGACUUUGCCUUUUGUGGCCCGAUGACCUCCUUGAGCUGCACCAUCAGGUCACCCCCCCCGCCCCCACUGCCGUCAGCUUCACCACCAGCGUUGGAUGACCUGACGAUGCCGUAUGCCUUGUCGUACUCGGCUGCCGUCAACAUGCUCUGCAGAUACUGACGCAGCGACUGACGGACCAGAGACAAACGCAACGCGCCCCCACAACAAUACACACAAACACGCCGAUGCGGUGCCUCUCUCUCUCUCCCUCUCUCUCUCUCUCCCCGUGUCUGUGCGUCUGUCUCUUUUCACCUCACCUCCGCCUUGGCAUUGUGUUGUUGGCUGACACUCAUGCCGGACAUCUGCCGUGCGGUGGGCAGUUUGACGUCCGCCAUGUGCGCCGCAGAGGGCUUGCGUGCGCCGCCGUCCCCGCCCUCGUCCUCACUCUCCAUGUCCGGCUCGGGGUCACCCGGCUCCUACACAAUGUCACACACAUCUUUCGCUUCCCCUUUCUUUGUGGAGUUACCGAGUUGGUUCGCGUGGUUGAUCGGCUCUGCUUGCGGCUGCGAGAUGACGACGAGCUCGGCUGGGGCGGCUGCAACACCUGUGGCCACACAAAGACACCAACCAUCCCCCAUGCCGCCCACACAUAUACCCUCUUUGUGUACUUGUGGCUGUGCAGGGGGCGCAGGAACUGGUGCUGGUGCCGGCUGUGGCUGAGAGGGUGCUUGGGGGGCAGCGGAGGAUGCCGCCGCUGCCUCUGCUGAUGGUGUGGAGAUGGACUUGCGCUGCUGGGGGUGGUAGUCGACAGGUGUGGGGGAGAGCUCCUUGUCCAGGUCCAGAUGCUCGAUGCGCGCAACCUGCUCCAGAUACGGACGGAGAAAUGCCUGACGCAGCACCUGUGGCCACACACACAUGGCGACAGAGACACAUGCAGAGGGAGACAUACAUGCCUCUCUUGCUGACGGCUCACUUCUAGUGCGCUUGGUCGUUUCUCUGGGUCUCUGUUGAGCAUGGCCUUGAUCAGACUCACCAAAUCAGAACUGCACAGAUGACCAGACACACACGCGUAACCAGAGAGAGGGUGCACUGUGUGUCUCCCUCUCUCUGCUUGUGUGUCUCGAAGUGCAUCACCUGUAUUUGGGGUCAGGUGGUGGGAAGGUGCCCUUGAGUAUUUUGAUGGCGAGGAAGUGCAGCGACUCGGCGUCGAACGGGUGGCGGAGGGUGGUCAUCUCGUACAGCACCACGCCCAACGACCAGAUGUCACUGGGUAAUAUGUAUAGCCACAGACACAGAUCCAUAUCUCUCUGUGUCUGUUUGGGGUCCACCUCUUGAAGUUGUAUGGCCGCUCUUCAAUGAUUUCGGGCGACAAAUAGUACCUGGCAAAGGUUAAAACGGCCCCUCCCUCCCUCCCUCCCUGCACUUCCUCUCCUCGUCUCUGUCUGUGUGUGGACGACUUACGGCGUGCCAACCAUGGUCCUGGCGAAGUCCUUGGUGGCCUCAAGCAUCCGUGCGAUGCCGAAGUCUCCCAGCUUGACCACACCAGAGGACGUCAGGAAGAUGUUCUGGCUCUUCAAAUCACGAUGCAACACCUGAUUGAUUCAGACAGACAGAGGGUAUAUAUCUCUCUCUUUCUCUCUCUCUCUCUCUCUCUCUCUCCGCAUGCACGUGUGUGGCGUGUCUCUCCUGCCUCCUCUCUCUGUGGUGCAUGGGUCUGUGACUGCACGAGGUACCUUUCUGUCGUGGACGUGUUUGAGGGCGAGAGCGGUCUGCACGAACCAGUUGAGUAUCUGGCUCUCAGGGAUGAGCGCCCCCUCCCUCUUCUUGAUCAGCAGGUGGAUGUCCCCGCCAUCCGCAUAGUCCAUCACAAUGCACAGCCGACCUCGACGCGUCAUGAACACUUCAUGGAACUGAAGACAGACACACACACACGCGAAGGGGUUCGGCAGGUGGUUGUGCAUGACGCCUUCUUUCUCCCUGUCCCUAUCCCUUUCCCUCUGCCUCUCUCUUGCCUUGACAAUGUUUGGAUGGUUCAUCUUCUUGAGCACGUGUGCCUCCUUGAUGGCCUCCUGCCUCUCCUGCUCGCUCAUCAUAGUGGUCUCCAUCUGCUUGAUCACGCACAGCUGACCGCUCUCAGUCUUCUGCACCAGAUACGCCUUGCCGAACGACCCCUUGCCCAACACCUUCAGCCGCCGAUACUUCUCGGGGUGCUUGCCGGUGCUGGUGGCGCUGGUGCUGUCCUUAGUGCUGCCGGUGACCUGCUUGUCGUCCUUCUCCUCCAUCCUUGAGCUUUCAAACGGGGCGUGGUUCCCAGAGGAGGAACAAAAGGGUCUUCCUGAUACGUCGUGAGG